This is a messenger RNA of Alternaria arborescens, 1860 nucleotides long. RefSeq lists its product as hypothetical. The record is from RefSeq and is a predicted model, not a curated record. The coding region runs from base 1 to 1860 and encodes 619 amino acids. Gene Ontology annotation, biological process: positive regulation of GTPase activity. NCBI's taxonomy places the organism in Eukaryota, Fungi, Ascomycota, Dothideomycetes, Pleosporales, Pleosporaceae. Gene Ontology annotation, molecular function: guanyl-nucleotide exchange factor activity; protein binding. Gene Ontology annotation, cellular component: cytosol. The transcript is spliced from 5 exons.
AUGCCCUUAACCAAUGAGGAGCUUGGCGACUAUAUAGCGUCUUUGGAGCGCCUACUCCAAGGGAACCCUGCAGGUCAGACCGCUGCCCUCACAGGUUACGUGCAUAAGCUCGAUGCGUUUGCAUCAAGUGGGGACAACGAAGCGAUAGAGAAGACCUUGCAGCUGUUCGGGACGGCUGUUGGCGGUCGUAAAAGAUGGCAGGCGCCCUUCAGAGACAGCGGAAUCCUUGCUUACGCUCUUCGCGGCUUGUCUACCGUGCGCCAUGAAGAUCCCAUAGCGAAGCAAUAUCUAAGAGUCAUCGGCAACUCGGUUGCUGAUAAUGAUACCAACAGGGAGCUCGCCGUAAGAGAGCUCCAAGCCAUCGCUGGCUGCCUUCCAUCGCCAGAGCUACGCUUGACCACAUUGGCCGUACUUUUCAAUCUUUGCAAUGACUUUGAACCCGCCAAAGCUGCGGCGGCCACCAUCAGACUGGACGCCACAAUAUGCACCUUCCUAGUACUUGACAGAAUACCAGAGGCCGCGCUUGACUAUGCCACGGACCUGCUCAACUGGACCACGAGCAACUUGACAGACGACCAGUUCAAAGACGAAGUUUCACUCGAGACAUUCAAGAGCUUGCUGAAUGUCGCACUCCAGUACGAUGAAGACCACCAUCUGGAAUAUGUGGCUAUUCUGGUACAUUACCUCCAAGAUCCAGAAUUCCAGCAAAGAAUAGCAACACCAAAACUGCUCGACGAUCUCGUCACCCUCAUGCUGGAGUUUGAGGCGCGACUCGAGCCAGAAGACAUCGAUGCUGUUUUCGAGGAACUCGCAACCAGCAAGAACGCCGAUACCGUCACAUCAGAUGAAGCCCAAGUCCUCCUACUGGCACAACUGAUAGGGCUGCUAUCUGCUGCCUCGGCUACAGAUGUCUUUGCACAGAAUUUCAAUGUCAGAAGUCCUGUCAUUGAGAGACUAGAGGCAAAGCUACGGGCACCAUGGGACAGUGCAUACCCAUCUACGAUAUGCGCUUGUGUCAUGGUGGGAAAUCUGGCCAUGUCUGAUGAGGUUUGCAUUGACAUGGUCAAGAUCAUGGAGCUACAUGUUCGACUGAUUUUGAUUCUUAAAAAGAGCAAUAAACCUGCUCUUCUUUAUGCCGCAGCAGGUUUCAUGCGGCAUCUUACGUUUCCAGAGGCUAACAGGGCUUUGCUUGCAGAUGCCGGACUCAUGGAAGCAUGCUGUCGCAUGCUCGUACUGGACGAUCCGUCGGUCCGUGGUGAGGCAGCAGCCAUGCUAUGCAAGCUCGUCACCGGCAACUUUUACAACAUAGAGAAAGUCAUGUACGAGACCGUCGGCCCUGACACAGAAGCAAUUGACCCGGACGUCUCAGCCGACACUGUGAUCUUCUCACACAUCGUCGAGCAAGCCCUCGCUCCGGGCAAACCCUUACCAAGCACUACAAUGAAGAACCCAAUGAUCGAGCUUGGCCGUACCAUCGUUGCCAUGCUGCGAUAUCUUGGACGACCAAACGCAGAAAAAGACGUUGAAGCAGUACAAAUACAGAUCUUACAAGUACCCCAGAUUGCUCGACCCAUCGCCCAGCUAGUCCGACAGCGCUUCUACCCCGAAGCGCGAUCCGAAGGACUGCUCGGGUUAGGCUUGUUAGCCCAAACACUGGAGGGCGCCGCAGCUAUCGCUGAAGAGAUCAAGGAGGAUAGUGGCUUACUUGAGACGAUCAAAGAGCACGCCAAUGCAACAGAAGCAGGUCUCGCACAGCAAGCUCCAUCAACGGCUAGCAGAGACCACCAAAACGCGAUUGUGCUGCUUCAGGCGCUGCAGAACAAUGCGGCUGACCAAAUGGACGCAAUACUCUCGCAUUAG